Molecule: messenger RNA, 2109 nt
Organism: Letharia columbiana
Lineage: Eukaryota; Fungi; Ascomycota; Lecanoromycetes; Lecanorales; Parmeliaceae
Exons: 2
Coding region: 1-2109 (702 amino acids)
Source: RefSeq, a predicted model, not a curated record
AUGCCUACCGGAAUUUUGAGAGACAUAUGGAUAGCUCUGUCAUCUCUAGGCGACUAUCAGUCACCUAAAUUAGAGAAGCUUUGGGUGCGCAUGCACGACAACAGAGCGGCUCUGUCAGAAGCUGAAGUCACUCAAACGAAUACUGCUUCACAACCUGCUCAAGACGCACCUAGCCAGGCACCUACGUUAGCACCCGCACAGGGGACGCCAUAUCAGAACUUCGAUCUGGGAGGUGUCCCAAGGUUGGUGUUAGCAAAAAAUCAUCGGGAGGAGCCUAAUUUCUCCAUCAUGCCUCCCCUACGUUCGCUAACGGUCCUUGAUAUUGACGAGAUAGCGUAUGUAGAGGAGUUGAGCGUACUUCUGCGGCGUUCAUUGGGCAAAUUGCGGGAAUUGCGCAUCGGCUUUGGUCCAGUUCUCCAUAGUUCAUACAACGAUCGCGAACAACCACCCUUGAGACAUGUAGCUACAGGUGGUCCACUACCAUUACUGAUGAGCAAGAUAUACGACUACUUAGGAGAUCUCGACAGGAUGACACUGCUGCCCGAAUAUGAUACUGAAAGCGGACAGUUGAUAAAUCGUCCAGAUGAUGCAACGAACGAAGACACAAAAUCUCCACCUCCGACGUCCAUUGCCUUCAUUUUAGGUCCACCCAUGAAUGGAGCAGAAGUUACGUCUAACGACAUGAAUCAUGAACCAAUUUCUGGUCUGCCAGAAUCCAAAGUACCUAGGAUGAACUUGGAUGCUAUUGACCCGGCGUUAUUAGAGGGAGCUGCAUCCCAUGAAGGCGGAGAGAUGCCAGGGCCACAAUCAGUACCAGAGAGGAGCCCUGUCGGGAUGUCACAAGGUCCGGUGGAGCGGCUUGAGGCGAAAGAAAAGUCAACAAGCGAUCAAAGGUCGCUCAUUCAAGGAGGACUGCAGCAAACCGGUACAGCGGGCUCCAGAACUUCCUACAAUGGUCUGAAGCCCACACAGAGACUGCAACUCGAGACCCUUGAAAUCGAAAAAGUUACUCUGCAUGUGAUCACAUUGUAUGAAACGCUAGACUGGACAAUACUUACGAGUUUGACUUUACUGAAUUGUGGAGGCACCGAGAAUUUGUGGUCUUGCCUCCAGGAAAAAUUCCCGCCUCGAAAGACAUUGGUCGUUUCAAUACCCGUGCACUCCACCAAAAAGCGUGGAAGCCAACCUCGUCUCCGCCGCAUGCCUUCUUCGGAAGCCUUAUCAAAGACAUCGGAGUACCCUCUCAGUCUAAAACGAAUCCAUACCGACCACGUCACAUCCACCCUCAUUUCGUUCCUCAAGCACGCACUCGCUCCGAAUAGCCUCGAAUGGCUGUUCCUCCAGGACACUAGCAUGCAUGGAUCGUUAGUACCCCUCGACGCCAUUUAUCGCGGCGCUCUACGCCGCCACCGCUCUAGCCUCACGAAGGUCAUGAUUGACAGCGCCAUUGUUUCUCAAGGAAGCCGUAUGCGCGGCGUAACCGCUAAAAAGUGGAUGCUCACCCGUGAAGUCCUCACAUUCAUAAGUAGUGGAAAGAUGAGUCGACUCAGGGAGCUUGCGAUGACUAUCCAGUACAAAGACUGGCACUUCUUCCUGCAGAGACUACCUCAGAUACCUCACCUCCGCUCGCUGUACGUACCCUAUAUCGCCGACCAUCCCUACGGAGGUUCGUUGAACGUGAAGGAUUUCGCCUUGAGCGCCAUAGAUGUUGUUGCUUUGAGGCCAGAGGUGGAGCUUUGCUAUUUGGGCAUCAAAGACAAGUGCUUCGAGAUUCUGGAGACGAAAGAUAGGAAGUCAAAGGACGGAGCUGGCUCCGCCUCAUCGACUGCAGGAGGCGGUGAAUCUGACAAUGAUGAGGAUGCUGAGGUUCACCAUGACCAUGACGAUGACGACGAUGAUGACAGCGAGGACGAAGACCCAGCGCCCGUGACUCCGGCAACACAGACGCAGACGCAGGCACAGGGUACGGACUCGGACAUCGAUCCCGUCACCGAUGACGACGAGCGGGACCCUGCCGGCAGUGGGGCUAGUGUCAAGCUGAAGCUGAGAGAGAUCUUGUUCUAUGACGACCGGAUAUCGAUCUUCAAGGCAAGACACAGACGGCUUUAG